This is a messenger RNA of Hypomesus transpacificus, 2443 nucleotides long. RefSeq names its product dendritic cell-specific transmembrane protein. Bases 448 to 1926 code for a protein of 492 amino acids. NCBI's taxonomy places the organism in Eukaryota, Metazoa, Chordata, Actinopteri, Osmeriformes, Osmeridae. The transcript is spliced from 3 exons. Gene Ontology annotation, cellular component: membrane. The record is from RefSeq and is a predicted model, not a curated record.
UAUGUCAUACUGCACUCUGAGAAAGACAGUGAGAGAGAGAAGACAGUGAGAGAGACCAAGACAGUGAGAGAGACCAAGAGAGAAAAGAAGAGACUGCGCAGCACAAGCAGGUAGGAGGGAGGGAUUGCUAUUCCGGGGGUCUGGUUUCAGCCUGACAUGGUUGAAGGAUCAGUCCUUCUUUUUAGAUUUUUCUGACAGUUUCUCCGUGUGGGGUGAAUGUGCAUUUCUUAAAGUGUAGGUCAACCUGAGAUGAGGAGCAAAACAAAUUGCUCAUCAUAUUUUGUAGUAAAGGGGCCUCCAAGAGCUUGACUGGUCAACCUAUUUCACAUAAUUUGAUUUCAUAUUGAUAUAAAUGGCAAAAACCUUUGUUCAGAGAUCUUCCUCAAAGCAAAACAACUAACAUACAGAAAAUACGUGUGAUAAACUUCUCAGACGAUCUAAACAACCAUGUGGAACACCUGGCCUCCAGUUAGAGAUGUGAUUCUACGAGCCUGCUCUGACGCAGUUGAGGUUUACACAACAAGCAACAUGAGGAAGGGCUGGAGGGACAAAGCCGUCCUUUUCAUCACUUGCUCCACUUUCAGCUUCCUCCUCAGCUUCCUCCUCCUACUCUACCUCCUCUACACUCUGGACUACAAACUAGCGGUGGCCGGCAGUAUUGCAGGCUCCUGCUGGGUCCUAGUGACUGCUGCACUCUGUCUGUCCAGGCUUGUGCGCUGCCUCUGGCUCCUCUUUUUGAUGUCCUGCGGCAUGAAGCAGGGCAGGAACCUGCUCAUCACAGCUGGAACUAGCCUGGUGGUCCUCAGAAACUUCCGGAACACUCUAGAUAACCUCGCAGGCCUGGUUAGGAGCCUGGUCUGCAGCCUUCAGGCCAAGAGGCUGUUCCUCAACAUCUCGCCUCUGGACAACUACAUUAAAAUGCUAAAGUGGGUCGGUUCCAUAAUCAAAACAGGGUUCUCCUAUUUCUCUAGUAAUCUGUUGGAAUUGGAAUUUAAUUUAGAUGUGACAGGCAGUGUGGAAUCAGACAAGCUGAGGGAGAAACUUUUUCAGACGGAGAGGGCUUUAAAUGAAACAGCUGAAAGUGCCCGAGCAGUUAUGGACACUGUGUUCUCCGUGGGACAGAGGCUGUUUCCUGCCUUCAGUUUCAUCAUCCUCGCUGGCUUCACAGCUCUGCAUCUACAGAAGUACCGCAAGAACACCAAAUAUGAAAACACAUUCAUCACCAGCAGAUUCGUGCAGUUUGAUGAGCAGCAGAAAGCCGAAGGGAAAUCUCAGGUUCUCCCCCUCACCACAGAAGAAGAAAGACGCUACAUCCAGAUCUCUAGCCCACAUCUGACGGCCCAGGAAAGAAAAGCCAUGCUGAAAUUCUGCAUUCCAGUGGUCAUUCAUGUUUUGGCCUGGGUGCUGGUCAUUGGGAUUGACACACUCAUGUAUUAUUUUGUCAAGGUCAUCAAAACUCAUUUGGAGACAUUGGAGCCGUUGCACGUCCCUUUGAUUAUGAACAUCAAAGAGGAAACAUCUUUCAUCGGUUUUCCCAUCUCAGAGGACAGCAGAAGCAGAGAUUUCUCCUAUUCCCUGGCCCUCUUUGAGAAGGAGUGCCUCCCCGAGCCUCAGAUGCUGCUGUCCAGCUCCCUGGCCCCGUUGGCCCUGGUCCUGGCUGCCCUGGUCCUGAUGGGCAUGGCUGCCACCAGACUCGUCCGUAUGAGGCUGCUGGUUUGCGAGCGCUUCUUCGCCGACCGGGCCGAGGAGAGGGCAAAGCACCUCCACGCCAAGAUCCUGAGGAGGAGGUCAAAGUGGAGGGAAGCGGAGACUGGACCAGGCAUUCUGAAGUCACUCAUCAGAAAGCCACACUUCUGGUGUCCACUACUUUUCAGACUACAGGAGGAUGAGGACUCUAUUCUACCAGAAAGUAGGGCUAACAAGUAGUUAAACAGCAUUAGUAUAAAAUAAACAAAAACAGUGGGAGCAUUUACCAGGACGCAUACAGUUAGGAGACAAUGUUUUCCAUUGAUUCAACAGACUUACAUCAGUAUGUUUGGUAACUGUGGUUCAGCUGUUUCCCAAGCAGGUGUAUAUCCCUGGGCAUAAUCGCUUCCUGCACACAAAACCAAUUUAGUAUGUCAAGCUCGUUAAGACGGAAAGUGUGUACCAGACAGAGCUAGCCCAGCGGUUUCUAGGGUAGUUAUCUAAUGUUUGAGUCAGUGAUCACAUGUAGAGUCAUAAUGAAUCAGCAAUGUCUUGGGCUUUUUUUUAAAUGUCCCUGUACUGGAGAUAGAAACUGUUUACUUAUCUUUAUCAUGUCCUACCAGCAACAUUUGCACAUCUUGAGCUUUCAAGUUAGUGUGCUGUACUACCACUUUGGGAAUUAGAUGACUGCUGCUUUAGACCAAAGGAUAACUGCACCAACUUGAUUUGUCUUUGUUAGGAGAAAUCCAAGCAUUUU